AUGACGUACAUAGGUACUUGGAAAAACAACAAGAUGAAUGGUACUGGAAGGCUAGAAUAUCCUUCUGGGGCAGUUUACGAAGGCGAGUUCAAAGACAACAUGUUUCAUGGGGCAGGAACUUUUCCAAAUGGAGCGAAGUACAUUGGACCAUUCAAUGAAAACAAGUUGGAUUCAUGUUGUCAAAGGAUGGAAGGCAAAGGAGACUUUAUAGAUGAAAACGGAGUGGUGUGGACUGGCACCUUCAGUGGCUCAGCAGCAGUGGGACUGAAGCAGAAGCUGAGAAUGUAGCUAUUUGGUACUGACAGCAGCGGGAGCCAAGGGCAGCCCUGGCAUCGCAUUCUGGGUUCAACAGCUGCGAUGAGUUUUCGACAGGCAUUGAUUUCUUCAUGUAUUUAUUAAAAAUAACCCGAGGAUGGAUGUCACUGGUAAGUAAAAUAAAGCUACUUUUAUUUUCAGA
Oxyura jamaicensis (ruddy duck) is the source of this 457-nucleotide messenger RNA. It is a transcript of the gene MORN2, whose product is annotated as MORN repeat containing 2. The transcript is spliced from 3 exons. The record is from RefSeq and is a predicted model, not a curated record. The coding region runs from base 1 to 288 and encodes 95 amino acids. NCBI's taxonomy places the organism in Eukaryota, Metazoa, Chordata, Aves, Anseriformes, Anatidae.